Cololabis saira (Pacific saury) is the source of this 2423-nucleotide messenger RNA. It is a transcript of the gene ubap1, whose product is annotated as ubiquitin associated protein 1. Gene Ontology annotation, cellular component: ESCRT I complex. Gene Ontology annotation, molecular function: ubiquitin binding. Gene Ontology annotation, biological process: ubiquitin-dependent protein catabolic process via the multivesicular body sorting pathway. Bases 117 to 1379 code for a protein of 420 amino acids. The transcript is spliced from 5 exons. The record is from RefSeq and is a predicted model, not a curated record. Lineage: Eukaryota; Metazoa; Chordata; Actinopteri; Beloniformes; Belonidae.
CAUUUUUUGUUCUUAUUUUUUGCGCAGGACCCAUCAGCUACCUCGAUGCUGUUCCCUUCAAGAUUAAUGAUAAAUUCCGCUGUCCAGCCAGAGUGGGGCUUCCUGUUGGUUUCUGCAUGCCAGAUUAUGGCUCUGUAUGUGCAGACACACAGUAUGACUUUACGCUGGAGAGGCGUAGUGUGCGCUGGGGAAUAGAGCUUGCGGAGGCCAGAGCAGCAGAAGCAAGAGCAGAUGAGGCUGCAGCCAAGAAGGAUGCAGAGAGCAGGGAGUCUAUGGUCCGGGCCCACGACACUGAUACUGGUGGAGGGAAGAAACCCCGGUCAGUUGCAGAGGAUCAGGACAUUCCACCACCAGCAAUGAACCCUGUCCUGGCAGGGCUGAGCCACAAUGCUAUCCUCACACCACUGCCUGCCCCAAGCCUUGGCCCCAGGAAAACCCAGCCAAGCACUCCUCAGCCACACAGCCUCAAUCUAGCUGAUUUUGAGCGAGAAGAAGACCCCUUCGACAAGCUCGAACUUAAAACUUUGGACGAUAGAGAAGAACUAAGGAGCAUCCUCCAGAGCCAGCCUCAACCCCAGCCACUUCCCUCUGUAUCCCCACCAGAGGCCUCUCAACAAGGGCCAGCAUCUCGUGGAAACAGCCCAUCUCCACCCAGCACCAACACCAGCCUGCCAGCAAAACCAGGCUUUGCCCACAAACCCAACGGGUUGGUUGCCUUGCUGGAUAUGGACAGAGUUGGGAAUUCUGGAAGAGUAGGGUUUGACACAGACGAUCGACCUUGUAACAUCCGCUCUCUGACUUUUCCUAAGCUCUCUGAUUCUGGUGACCCAGAGCCAGGGAGAUACAGUCAACUCCCUGCACCCAUUCCUCUAGCCCGACAGAGCCUACCGAAUGGCAGCCCGCCGACUUUACCAAAAACACAAGUUAUCGCUGCACCUGAGCCGCUGAGUCACAACAAGAGUGCAGCAUCAAAGCUGACCCUCCCAGGGUCGGGAUCUUCUGGCCUGCCUUGUGGCGGAGCCCUCCUCAGCAUGACACCCAGCGAACGUCAGUGUGUGGAAACACUUGUUGGCAUGGGCUACUCUUAUGAGGGAGUCCUACGGGCCAUGCAGAGACAGGGGCAGAAUGUGGAGCAGGUACUUGACUAUUUGUUUGUCCAUGGCCGCCUGUGUGAGCGAGGCUUUGAUGCCUCUGCAGUGGAAGAAUGUUUAGAGAUGUACCAGUGUUCAGAAGAAAAGGCCUUGCAGUUUCUUGAGCUCAUGUCAAGAUUUGGUGAAAUGGGAUUUGAACGAGAUGCCAUCAAAGAAGUGCUGCUAGUCCACAACAAUGAUCAGGAGAAGGCUCUGGAGGAUCUGAUGGCCCGUGCCACAGCUAGCUGAGUCAAGCCACUCAGCUUACCAAAGCUGUACCCAGGGCAUGCUUCCUGCUACCACCCAACAGCCCCCUUUCCCUCUGCCUACCUUGUUGCACCAUGCCCUGCCCUUGCCUUGGCUGUGGAAGGGACAGCUAGGACUUGUAUUUCAAUGCUAAAAGAUAUUGUGAGCUGAAAAGGAACUGAAAGAUUUGGGCUCUCAUUCUGAUGCCAUUGUGAUUUUCUUCUACGUGGAAGUAUUUAUGGGGGCAGAUAAAACUGCAGAACAGAGUACAGUGUGACGGGCUCAAGUGUGACUUUUGGCAACUCAAAAACAACUACGCUGCCAUCUUCCACUGCUUAUUGCAGACAUAUACAAUGGUGAUGGAGAUAUGUGGCCUAGCAGAGGCUCCCUCAAACGGAACAAUCUUAAUUUAUGAGAAAAACUCAAGGCACAGUCAUCAGAAGGCUGACUGAAGAAGUGCCCUCUGAGCAGUUGUGCCCUGCACCUGUUUCUGUUCUACUUUAUGCUUUCAUUUAUUCAUGUCUUGGUUUUCUGUUCAUUUGGGCACUUUUUCAUGUCAGUUUUAAAAUGACAUUACUUUGCUUUCUGUUUUAGGAAUUGCAUAAUAUAUCUUUACCAAUUAUAAUUCAGAACGUAAGAGUACCACUGCCCAAUUGUACUCUUUUUCCUGCACUGGAAUAGCCUGCUACAGUGGGGAGAGAUGGGAAAAAUUCCUUUGGGGGAAAUUUACAAAUGACCCAUGACCCAUUGUCACUGACGUGUCACAUACUGCACAGGCACACAUUUCAUAAUUCGCAUCUUAUUUAAAAUAAUACACUGACACUUUUAUUUUGGAUUAUAGAGAGUUUGAUUUAACAAUGUAACCUAUAUUGACUUACAAAUGUGAUACUAUACGUUGUGAUGAGCAUUUGUUUGCAGACUGGAAAAGAGUGAAGGUUGUCUUUGCAGCCACAUCACAGUGCAAUAGAGACAUUUCAUGUUGGAUGACUGUUGACUGGCACUUUGAGCCUCAAAUAAUUGCUGAGAGAAAAGGAAUAGUCCUCAAGC